Molecule: messenger RNA, 1228 nt
Organism: Darwinula stevensoni
Lineage: Eukaryota; Metazoa; Arthropoda; Ostracoda; Podocopida; Darwinulidae
Source: the annotation of a GenBank genome assembly
GAAAAAUCAUUAUACUGCAUACAUGAAAAUCCCGACUAUUAUCCAAGAGCCCCAUAAAACACUCCGUAGUAACGCUGAAAAAGUAGACUUCUCAAAAGUCUCACCAGUAGAGCUGGAGAAGGUCGUCAACGAUAUGCGUAUUGCCAUGUAUGACGCCGGUGAUGGUGUGGCUAUUGCAGCUCCUCAGAUCGAUGUGCCGCUGCAGAUAUUUAUGGUGGCAGGAUUUGUGUUCGACCAGCGUGCUAAAUACCAAGGUGACCACGGCAGUCCUGAUCGAGUAUUUAUAAAUCCGGAAAUCAUCAAGCAGUCUAAAACAACUAAAAAGUGUCCCGGUGAAGGAUGUCUGUCAGUACGAUUUACCUAUGGUACGACUAAACGCUCCACCGCUGUUACGAUAAAGGCUCACGAUGAAACCGGUGUAGAAUUUAAAGUAGAAGCUACGGGAUUUCUGGCACAGAUAUUCCAACACGAGAUUGAUCACUUGCAUGGUAUCCUGUUUAUUGAUCAUGCACAUGACAUAAAACUCUUGGAGGGAGAGGAGCGAGAAAACUAUGAAAAAGAAUUAGAGCAAAUAAAACAUGUUUUUAUGAAAUCUAUCCCUUUUAUAUUUUUUGGUACUCCUAAUGUCGCAUCAGAGACUUUGGAGAUUAUGUAUCAGAAAGGACUUGUUCCAAGUCUCAUCAUCACCGCACCUGACCGACCAUCUGGACGUGGUAUGCGCAUGACUCCACCACCGGUCAAAGAAUUUGCAGUCGCGCACGACAUACCGUACCUACAACCAGAAAAGAUUACCGCGGAAGUACUUGAGGAGAUUGAAAAGUUUGUACACGAGCAUGAUAUUAAAAUAUUUAUUGUCGUAGCAUACGGUAAAAUCCUCCCUGAAAAAUUAAUUACUAUUCCUGAAUACGGGACCUACAACAUCCACUAUUCCCUCCUGCCACGCCACCGCGGUGCAAGCCCUGUAGAGGCCAGUAUCCUCGCAGGAGACCAGGUAACCGGUGUAUGUAUCCAGCGUAUGAUAUAUGAGCUCGAUGCAGGAAAUAUUGUAGUAAGUGCAGAAUUAAAUAUUGAUGAUCAGGACACUACGGGUUCAUUGCGUAGUAAACUCAUCCCUCUGGGGGCACAGCUCCUCUGUGACAUAUACAACCAGUUGCCAGAAUAUCCAUACUACAAAGAUAGUAAUAACUAUUAUGCCGACUUGCUCCAAUAUAUUAGAGAUAUUUUUAAG